UGAAAUAAAAAUUAGAUUAACAAGCAACCAAACCCUAGGGUUUAGAACUUAAAAAGAAAGCUCUCACGUUUCCACCCCCACUUCUCGUCGCAUCUGCAAAAACUGCGCCUCCUCCUUAACCAGCAGAUACCAUGGCCCCAAAGAAAGACAAAGCUCCCCCUCCUUCCUCUAAGCCCGCAAAAUCUGGAGGUGGCAAACAAAAGAAGAAGAAGUGGAGCAAGGGAAAGCAAAAGGAGAAGGUGAACAACAUGGUGCUAUUUGAUCAAGCUACCUAUGACAAGCUUCUCUCUGAAGCUCCUAAAUACAAGCUCAUCACCCCCUCUAUUCUUUCUGAUCGUAUGAGGAUCAAUGGAUCACUUGCAAGGAAGGCUAUAAGGGAAUUGAUGGCAAGGGGGUCGAUUAGAUUGGUGUCUGCUCAUUCUAGCCAGCAGAUUUACACUAGGGCUACCAACACUUAGGAUCAUUUUUCCCCUUAAUUUAGUUAUUAUUUAGAAUUAUAUUUGCUGAGUUUAUCAUCAUUGAAUGCUUUCUUUUGUUAUUUAUUUAAGACUUCCCUGUAGUCACUUUUUUUCCCUCUACAAUGUUUAAGCAACAAGUUCUUGAUAUUGUUAUGGUUUAAAGGAUGUACUUUUCAGAUUUUGUUCCCAA
Messenger RNA from Gossypium arboreum, 648 nucleotides. Its product is annotated as 40S ribosomal protein S25-4-like. Gene Ontology annotation, cellular component: cytosolic small ribosomal subunit. The transcript has 4 exons. Gene Ontology annotation, molecular function: structural constituent of ribosome. The coding region runs from base 132 to 458 and encodes 108 amino acids. The record is from RefSeq and is a predicted model, not a curated record. Lineage: Eukaryota; Viridiplantae; Streptophyta; Magnoliopsida; Malvales; Malvaceae.